UUUCCAAACGCUGUGGUUGCCUUGCCUAGCUAAAAGGGGAAGGAGAGGAUCAGCCCAAGGAGGAGGAGGAGGAAAACAAGACAAACAGCCAGUGCAGCAGAGAGGAGCGUGUAUCCAGUGUCCCGAUCCCCGCGGGGCGAGUAGCUGGAAGCUGGGUGCCCUGGCCAAGCUCUGGCCCUGCACCAACCUGUCACCUGCCGGUGAAUGCCAUGGAUCCAGAGGUCCUGCUGCUCCUGCUGGUGGCCACAGCUUGGCAUGGUCAAGGGGUCCCAGUGAUACAGCCCAGUGGCCCUGAGCUGGUGGUGGAGCCGGGUAUGACGGUGACCCUGCGAUGUGUGGGCAAUGGCAGUGUGGAAUGGGACGGCCCCCUCUCCCCCCACUGGACCCUGGACCUUGAUGCCCCCAGCAGUGUGCUGACCACAAACAACGCCACCUUCCAAAACACGGGGACCUAUCGCUGCUCAGAGCCUGGAGACCCCCUGGGGGGCAGCGCCGCCAUCCACCUCUACGUCAAAGACCCUCAACGGCCCUGGAACGUGGUAGUAGACGAGGUGACGGUGUUCGAGGGCCAGGACGCGUUGCUGCCCUGCCUGCUCACAGACCCCACGCUGGAGGCGGGCGUGUCACUGGUGCGUCAACGUGGCCGGGCUCCCAGGCGCCAAACCAGCUACUCCUUCUCACUGUGGCACGGCUUCACCAUCCACAAGGCCUCGUACCUGCAUAAUGACUACUACCAGUGCAGUGCCCUGGUGGGCGGCAGGAAAGAGACGUCCAUGAGCAUCCGGCUCAACGUGCUGAAAGUCAUCCCAGGGCCACCAGCCUUGACACUGGAGCCUGCAGAGCUGGUGCGGAUUCGAGGGGAGGCUGCCCAGAUCGUGUGCUCAGCCAGCAACAUUGAGGUUGAAUUUGAUGUCUUCCUCCAGCACAACGACACCAAGCUCGAGAUCCCUAAACAAUCUGACUUUCGUGAUGAACAUUACCAAAAAGUCCUGACUCUCAGCCUCAAUCAAGUCGACUUCCAACAUGCUGGCAACUACUCCUGCCAGGCCACCAAUGUGCAGGGCACCCACUCCACCUCCAUGGUCUUCCGGGUGGUAGACAGUGCCUAUAUGAACUUGACCUCUGAGCAGAGCCUCCUCCAGGAGGUGACGGUGGGUGAGAAGCUCGACCUCAAAGUCAAGGUGGAGGCCUACCCAGGCCUGCAGAGUUUUAACUGGACCUACCUGGGACCCUUCUCCGACCCCCAGCCUAAGCUCGAUUUUGUCACCAUCAAGAACACAUACAGGUACACCUCCACCCUCUCCCUGCCCCGCCUGAAGCCCUCCGAGGCCGGCCGCUACUCCUUCAUGGCCAGGAACCCGGGUGGCUGGAGCGCUCUGACUUUCGAGCUCACCCUUAAAUACCCCCCAGAGGUAAGAGUCACGUGGACCUUGAUCAAUGGCUCCGGUGCCCUGCUCUGUGAGGCCUCCGGGUACCCCCAGCCCAACGUGACAUGGCUGGAGUGCAGGAGCCACACUGACAGGUGUGAUGAGGCCCAAGUGCUGCAGGUCUGGGAGGACUUGCACCCUGAGGUCCUGAGCCGGGAGCCCUUCCACAAGGUGACUGUGCAGAGCCUGCUGCCCAUGGGGACGUUAGAGCACAACAGGACGUACGAGUGCAGGGCCCACAACAGCGUGGGGAACAGCUCCCACGCCUUCAGGCCCAUCGCUGCAGGAGCCCGGACACUUCCCCCUGACGAGUUCCUCUUCACGCCAGUGGUGGUCGCCUGCUUGUCCGUCAUGGCCUUGCUGCUGCUGCUGCUCUUGCUGCUCUUGUACAAGUACAAGCAGAAGCCCAAGUACCAGGUCCGCUGGAAGAUCAUCGAGAGCUACGAGGGCAACAGCUACACCUUCAUCGACCCCACCCAGCUGCCCUACAACGAGAAGUGGGAGUUCCCCCGAAACAACCUGCAGUUCGGUAAGACCCUCGGAGCUGGCGCCUUUGGGAAGGUGGUAGAGGCCACGGCCUUUGGUCUGGGCAAGGAAGACGCUGUCCUGAAGGUGGCUGUGAAGAUGCUGAAGCCCACGGCUCAUGCUGAUGAAAAGGAGGCACUCAUGUCAGAACUGAAGAUCAUGAGUCACCUGGGCCAGCACGAGAACAUCGUCAACCUCCUGGGAGCCUGCACCCACGGAGGCCCUGUCCUGGUCAUCACUGAGUACUGCUGCUACGGAGACCUGCUCAACUUCCUGCGAAGGAAGGCUGAGGCCAUGCUGGGACCCAGCCUGAGUCCGGGCCCGGACUCUGAGGUGGGCACCGGCUACAAGAACAUCCAGCUGGAGAAGAAAUACGUGCGCAGGGACAGUGGCUUCUCCAGCCAGGGUGUGGACACCUAUGUGGAGAUGAGGUCUGUCUCCACUUCCUCUUCAAACAACUCCUUCUCUGAGCAAGACCUGGACAAGGAGGACGGACGGCCACUGGAGCUCGGAGACCUGCUCCAGUUCUCCAGCCAAGUGGCCCAGGGCAUGGCCUUCCUUGCUUCUAAGAAUUGCAUCCACCGGGACGUGGCAGCCCGCAACGUGCUGUUGACCAAUGGGCAUGUGGCUAAGAUUGGGGACUUUGGGCUGGCCAGGGACAUCAUGAACGACUCCAACUACAUCGUCAAGGGCAAUGCCCGCCUGCCUGUGAAGUGGAUGGCCCCAGAGAGCAUCUUUGACUGUGUCUACACGGUGCAGAGCGACGUCUGGUCCUACGGCAUCCUCCUCUGGGAGAUCUUCUCACUUGGGCUGAACCCCUACCCUGGCAUCCUGGUGAACAGCAAGUUCUAUAAACUGGUGAAGGAUGGAUACCAAAUGGCCCAGCCUGUGUUUGCCCCAAAGAACAUAUACAGUAUCAUGCAGGCCUGCUGGUCCCUGGAGCCCACCCACAGACCCACCUUCCAGCAGAUCUGCUUCCUCCUUCAGGAGCAGGCCCAAGUGAACAGGAGAGAGCGGGACUAUGCCAAUCUGCCCAGCAGCAGCAGUAGCAGCGAGCCCGAGGAAGAGAGCUCAAGUGAACACCUGGCCUGCUGUGAGCAAGGGGACAUUGCCCAGCCCCUGCUGCAGCCCAACAACUACCAGUUCUGCUAAGGGGGUGAUGGCAGGGAGCACCGUUCUCCGCUCCUCCAAGUUUCAACUCCUCCAUGGAUGGGGCAACAUGGGGAGAACAUACAAACUCUGCCCUUGGUCAUUUCAUUCAACAGCUCGGCCCAACUCUGAAACUUGGGAAGGUGAGGGAUCCAGGAAGGUCAGAGAGGAUCCCACUCCCCGAGCCUGGGCCAUCACUGCCAGUCAAGGGCUAGGGGCUGAGCCCCGCCCUCCCUCCCCCACUGUCCUCGUGGUGUUGGCCCCAUGUUCGCUAUGCCAACUAGUAGAACUCCCAGCUCACUCUCUUAACCUUGUUCCCAUUUCUGAGACCUUCUUCCCUAAUGCCUUUGUGUCUCAACAAAAAUGGACUGAUCUUAUGCCCAUGAAGUUCCCAGGAGCUGCUCUGGUAUUGAGAAAACAAGACUCCUUGGGGGCUAGUCAGACUGGCAGAGAAGUAGGAUACCCUCUGAGAAGAGCAGCAGGAGUGGACAGGUGCUCACACUCAGCUCAGGCCCCUUGGAGCAGGGUGGCUCCUUUGUAAGAAUCUAACAGGACCUAGUCUCUGCCUUAUAUCCUUCUUCAUGCCACAGCCCCACCCCACCCUGGAUCUGGUACUGCUAUAAUGAGCCAAGUGGCAGCUAAAUAUUAGGGGUGUUCUGCCCAGGCCCUUGUCAUUCUGGGUUGCAAGGUAGGGGACCUUGGCAUGUGGCUGGCCACACCAAGCAAGAAGCACGCACUCCCCCAAGCUGACUCAUCGUUACUAACAGUCACGCUGUGGGAUGUCUCCGUACACAUUAAACUAACAGCAUUAACUCA
Microcebus murinus (gray mouse lemur) is the source of this 3917-nucleotide messenger RNA. RefSeq names its product colony stimulating factor 1 receptor (gene CSF1R). The record is from RefSeq and is a predicted model, not a curated record. Gene Ontology annotation, biological process: cytokine-mediated signaling pathway; multicellular organism development; positive regulation of cell migration. Gene Ontology annotation, molecular function: cytokine binding; growth factor binding; ATP binding. Gene Ontology annotation, cellular component: plasma membrane; signaling receptor complex; CSF1-CSF1R complex. Lineage: Eukaryota; Metazoa; Chordata; Mammalia; Primates; Cheirogaleidae.